This is a messenger RNA of Octopus sinensis (East Asian common octopus), 3117 nucleotides long. RefSeq names its product cytoglobin-1. Lineage: Eukaryota; Metazoa; Mollusca; Cephalopoda; Octopoda; Octopodidae. Bases 1 to 624 code for a protein of 207 amino acids. The record is from RefSeq and is a predicted model, not a curated record. Gene Ontology annotation, molecular function: oxygen binding; heme binding. The transcript is spliced from 4 exons.
AUGGAGAAUUUUACCACUUGUAAACAUCACCAAGAGCCCACUCUCAGUUGUAACUGUUGUGACCCUGAAGAUUGCCAACUUGCCCAGGCAUAUAUGAUAAACUCUGAUGUAUAUGAGACAGAAGUAACAGCAAUGCUUCAAAAACAAAAUGGCCAAGCAGAUAAGGUAUUUACCUUCCUUCAUGUAGACUGUGAAUUCAUAUCUACUGCAAGAAUUAUGCUGUCUCCAGGUGAAGCAUUUAGUUUCUUUGAAAGUGACCAGGAGUUGAAAACCUUUUUCCCGAAAAUCAUUCAAAUUAGUGAAAAGAAUGAAUUGGAAUGGGAUGUGGAUAAUGAUAUGUUACAAAGACAUGGAAUAACAGUGAUGCGAGGUCUUGAAGCUGCUGUAGAGAGUUUAGAUGACUCACAAUUUCUAAAUAAUGUAUUAUUUAGAAUUGGACAGGCACAUGUAUACAAAAAUAUCAAACCACAUAUGUUAAAGAGAUUGUGGCCAUCAUUAAACCGGAGCUUCAAAGAAGUUUUGAAGGACCGCUAUAACAAAGAUAUGGCAGAAGCAUGGCGCCUUACCUACCAGUACAUAUGCAGCCAGAUGAAAAAUGGAAUGAAGAACUCUUCAAGUCAAUAAACUCAGUGCAAACUUACUCAAAGUACAAUAUUUAUUUAUCAGACAUUUAUUUAUUAAUUAACACAGCUUAGUUUGUAAACAGUUUUACAUUUUCUCCGUCUCACCAAGCUCAAGUUAACCAUUAAAUAAAUUAAACAUAUGCUUACAGCACCAAGGGAAUGAGAUGCCACAAAGUAAUUUUCUUUUGUGCUAAAUUUACCAUAAUUUAGAAAUAAUUAAUAAAAAAGGUGUUGAAAAUUUGCAUUUUAAAUAAUUUGUUUAUAUUACUUGCUGCUAUUUAGUGUUAAAUAAAUAAAAUUAAAUUUUUAUGUAAUAUAAUUGUGGGAUUUGGCCUGAUACAGUAACUUGGAAGAUAAAUGAAAUUAUUUUGUCUAUUAUGUCUGGUUCAACAUAUAUCUACAGAUGCAAUGCUUGGACACAUCAACAGUAUUGUAUCAAAGAGUCACUGGAAAUUUUGAAUUUUACAGCAUGCAUUCUGAUCCAGGUAACCUAGGUUGAUCAAACAUUGGCCUAUGUUCGAACAGCAUUCUACUAAGCCCACUGAUCACUUCUUCAGCCAGAGGCAUCUAGACACUUUCUUAGCAGCCUCUUCAUUGUUCUUGAUGGCUCUCUUUCUGAAAGCUUCUGUAAUACCCAGUGUUCCACAGGUCUUAUUCAGAGCAACCUCCUUUGGAAAACACUUUCUCCUCUUAUUCUUGCAGAAUCCUCUACUAACUCCUGGUUCUUGAUUUUCUUCCUCUCUUGAGCCUCCUCCAUCCUCUCAUCCCAGGGCACAAGUAACUCCAAUAGGACUAACUACUUGUUGUUUUGGAAACCAAGAUGACAUCUGGUCUCAACAAGGACUGUGUGAUAUGUGCGGGACACUUUAGCUGUUUCUUCUAGAUGAACUUCCAUCACCCAGUCCCAUGUGGUGGAAAAUAAUCCCUCAAAGAUGUUCUUAGAUCUCUUCAUUGGUUUCUUUCCCUCUUUGACAAUGGCUACACUUCUGGUUGUAUUUCUGGCAUUUUUGUUGUUGUUGAUUUCCUUAGUAGUGAUCUUGAGGACCUGAUCAUGUCUCUAGCAGUUGCAUACUUCCCUCAGUUCCAUGGAGAAACUACUUAGGAUAUUCUCCAGGGGACAUGUAGGAAAACACCCUAGACAGGGACACAGAGAACAUGCAGAUAUUUUUUUAAAAUCCAGGUUAGCAGGGCAAAGGAGAGUAUCAUGGACACCCCUCUGCAUUCCACUCUUUUGCUUGCCCCCUCUUCAUCUAAACACCCUAUUUCCACAUUGCUACUACACACCUAACUCUUCCUCUGUUGAUAGUUGCACCAGCUCCCACUUUUCCUUUCUGCUAGCUGUGCCACACUCACAUGGAGGACUUUGCAUUUCAACCACUCCACUACCAGUUGUACUGCCUUAGUUUCCUCCACUUCCACUCAGUUCUAACUGAAAUUCUUGCACCAGACACUUUGGUGGCCCUGGAAUUGUACUAGAAGUGUUCUCAUACCUGAGACACUGUGAAUUCCUCCCUUAUGGAACUGAAUGGGAGACUGAACCUAUUGCUGCUUUCAUACAGUGCAAUACUGCUCAAACUGCAUGCCAAACCCAAUCAUCUGUGAAGGUGUCCACUCCCCACAUGCUGCAAGCCCUCUGCUACUGACAUGGGGACUUCAUAGAUGAGUAGGGGCUAGUGAAUCCCAUGCUGAUAAAUGUAAGGUUUGAAACUUCUUGGUAAUCCAGACUUGUCUAUGGCUCCCAGAUAGCUUCCUGGGACUGCUCUGGUAACUUUGAUGGAUUUGGUGUCCUUUAGACUGUAGUUAGAAACCAUCUCAAGACUUCUCACUAUUUUGAAGCAGAACUUGUUGGUGACUUUUCCUUUUCUUCAAAACCAUCCACUAGGACUUUGCAGGUUUGAAACUCAUUCAUGUUCAUGUCACAAGUUCCACUUAUCUUCCUGCUCUGUUUUUGUUACUGUGGGGUCAUUCAUAAAUCUCUGAUAGGUGGUUGCCUUACUCCUCUCUUGCUGAGACGAUCCAGGCACUCUUUCUCUUCUGACUUGAACAACAUGUCCAUUGCUAAUGCAAAGAGUGAUACUGAGAUAGUUAACCCUGUAAUUAUCCCUGCUUCUAGUUGUGCCAGUCUCAACUUGCUGAAGUAGCCCAUGAAGUAUUUUAGCUUCUGAGAUACAUGGUGUCUCUCUAAUGCAACUUCCAUAAGCUUGUGUGGUAUCAUGUUGUAGGCAUUGCCCAGGUCCAACCAUAGCACAGCUAGGACCCCUCUUUCCUGUUAUGCCUCUUUGAUGAGUUGGGACCCUAUACCUGUACGUUCAAGGCAACCAGGGAUUCAUGGUAUGCCUUCCUUCUGUACAAACAUACCAAUUAACUGUUCUUCGAAAGAAAGUUGGUGAGUCCCUUGGAUAUACAAUGGUGAAAAAAUUUUGCUUCCCACAGCCAUAUAUGUUAACCCUUUCAUGACCGUUUUUAUUUUGAGAUGCUCUGUGUUUCUUUCAAU